Messenger RNA from Loxodonta africana (African savanna elephant), 1552 nucleotides. Its product is annotated as olfactory receptor 9I1-like. The transcript has a single exon. Gene Ontology annotation, molecular function: G protein-coupled receptor activity; olfactory receptor activity; odorant binding. Lineage: Eukaryota; Metazoa; Chordata; Mammalia; Proboscidea; Elephantidae. The record is from RefSeq and is a predicted model, not a curated record. Gene Ontology annotation, biological process: sensory perception of smell; G protein-coupled receptor signaling pathway. The coding region runs from base 525 to 1466 and encodes 313 amino acids. Gene Ontology annotation, cellular component: membrane.
UAUACUGUGCACUGCCAAAAGAAUGAACAAAUCUCUCUUGGAAGAAGUACAGCCAGAAUGCUCCUUGUAAGCAAGGAUGGUGAGACUAUGUCUCACAUACUUUGGACAUGUUGUCAGGAGGGAUCAGUCCCUGGAGGAGAACAUCUUACUUGGUAAAGUAAAGGGUCAGUGAAAAAGAGGAAACCCUCGAUGAGAUGGAUUGACACAGUGGCUGCAACAAUGGGCUUAAGCAUAACAACAAUGUGAGGAUGGUGCAGGACUGGGCAGUGUUUCGUUCUGCUGUAUAUAGGGUCGCUAUGAAUCAGAACUGACUCAAUGGCACCUAACAACAACAACAACAUCUGCAAAGACUCUGUUUCCAAAUAAGAUCACAUCCUGAGAUUUGGGUGGACAUGAAAGUUUUGGGUACACUAUUCAACCCAGUACACUGAACAAUGAUCAAAUCAAGCCACGUUCAUCCUAAUUUACUAUCAAUGAGACUUUAUUGAUUUUUUUUGGUAAUUUUAGCAGGUGACCUUGGCUUAAUGGCAGAGAAUGGCACUGUGGUGACGGAAUUUGUUCUGGUGGGAUUCCAGCUGCAGGCAGAGUUGCAGAUGGGCCUCUUCUUUGUGUUUCUGAUUCUUUACCUCCUUACAUUGGUGGGUAACCUGGGCAUGAUCCUUCUCAUUCAGAGUGAUCCUCACCUCCAGACUCCCAUGUACUUCUUCCUCAGCCACCUUUCUUUCUUGGACAUUUGCUAUUCCUCUGUAAUUAUCCCUCAGUUGCUUGAGACCUUACGAACUGAUAAGACAGUCAUCACCUACAAGUGCUGUGCCACCCAGUUCUUCUUUUUCACACUUUAUGCUAGCACUGAAUGCUUCCUUUUGGCUGUGAUGGCCUAUGAUCGCUGUGUGGCUGUGUGUAACCCUCUCCUCUAUGCCACCGCCAUGACACCACAGACCUGCCUGGGGCUGGUGGUUGGGGCAUAUGCUGGUGCAAUGGUCAAUUCUAUAGUCCGCACUGGGUGUACUUUCUCCCUAUCCUUCUGUAAGUCCAAUAAUGUGGACUUCUUCUUUUGUGACCUGCCGCCCCUGCUGAAGCUUGCCUGUGGUGAGACCAAGCCAUGGGAGCUAGUGAUUUACCUCUUAGCUUUUUCGGUCAUCACAACCAGCAUUUCAGCGAUUCUCAUCUCCUACCUGUUCAUCAUUAGGGCUAUUUUGAGGAUUCGUACAGCAGGUGGCAAAGUCAAGACCUUCUCCACCUGUGCUUCUCAUAUGACUGCAGUGGCUCUUUUCUUUGGGACUCUCAUAUUCAUGUACCUGAAAGGUAACAUGGGCAAAUCUCUCUGGAAGGACAGAAUCGUUUCCGUGUUUUAUACUGUGGUUAUCCCUAUGCUGAACCCAAUGGUCUAUGGCCUCAGAAACAAGGAAGUGAAGAAGGCUCUGAAGAAAGCUCUCAACACGAUGAAAGUGUCCCAAGUAGAAUAAGACCCGAGCACCAUCAACUCAGAAGUUCCUGCAAAUCAUUCUCUGUGCUUUUCGCUGCUCUACUUAACACAUGAACCAGACCUUAC